AUGUCUCCCGCUUCCGUGAACGGGGGCUCUGGCUCCAACAUCUCCUUCGUGGGCGCCAUUGAUCAGGGCACCACGAGUACCCGUUUCCUCAUCUUCAACCCCCGCGGCGAGGUCAUUGCGACUCACCAGAUUGAGUUCAAGCAGAUCUACCCCAAUCCGGGCUGGCACGAGCACGAUCCCGAGGAGCUUGUUUCCUCGGUCGAGAAGUGCAUUGACGGCGCCGUCAAGGCUUUUGAGACCCAAGGCCACUCCCGCGACCAGAUCAAGGCUGUCGGCAUCACCAAUCAGAGAGAGACCACUGUCCUCUGGGACACAACCACCGGCAAGGCCCUGUACAACGCCAUCGUCUGGACCGAUACCCGUACCAAGGACCUCGUCCGCCGACUGAAGCAACGCCUCGGCGCCAGCGAGCUCACCCAGCGAUGCGGUCUUCCUCUUUCCACAUACCCCUCCGUCGGCAAGCUUCUCUGGCUGAUUGACAACGUCCCCGAGGUCAAGGACGCCUAUGAGCGUGGUGUUCUGGCCUUCGGCACCAUUGAUACCUGGUUGGUGUACAAGCUCAAUGGCGGCACCGCCCGCGAUGUCUACGUUUCCGACCCCUCCAAUGCUGCCCGUACCAUGUUCAUGAAUAUCCAUACUCUCCAGUACGACGAGGACCUCAUCGAUUGGUUCAGGAUCGACCCCAAGAAGGUCAAGCUCGCCAAGAUUGUCCGCUCUUCGGACCCCGAGGCCUACGGUUCCUUGCACAACACCUUGCUGAGCGGCACCAAGAUCACGGGCUGCUUGGGUGACCAGUCCGCUGCCCUGGUCGGGCAGAAAGGCUUCACUGCUGGCCUUGCCAAGAACACUUACGGCACCGGUUGCUUCUUACUCUAUAACAUUGGUCCCAAGCCCGUCAUCUCUUCUCACGGCCUCUUGACCACCGUCGCUUUCGACUUUGGCCCUGGCAAGACCAUGUAUGCCCUCGAGGGCAGCAUUGCUGUUGCGGGCUCCAGUGUCAAGUUUCUUGUUGACAACUUGGGUUUCAUGGAGUCGUCCUCCAAGCUCAGCGCGCUCGCCGAGACUGUCGAGGACAACGGCGGAUGCACCUUCGUCACUGCAUUUAGCGGCCUAUUCGCCCCGUACUGGAUCGAUGAUGCCCGCGGUACCAUUUUCGGCAUCACUGCCUACACUCAACGUGGUCACAUUGCUCGUGCCACUCUCGAAGCCACUUGCUUCCAGACCAAGGCCAUCCUGGAUUCCAUGGAGAAGGACAGCGGCGCAGCUCUGACCGAGCUCGCCGUCGACGGUGGCAUGUGCAACUCCGAUCUCGUCAUGCAGACCCAGUCCGACAUCAUUGGCAUCCCUGUUAACCGCCCAGGCAUGCGCGAGACCACGGCCCUUGGCGCGGCCAUUGCAGCAGGCUUUGCUGUGGGGGUGUGGAAGAACUUUGACGAGCUGAAGGACAUCAAUCUUGAGGGCCGCACCAUCUUCAAGCCCGCCAUCUCUGACGAGGAGGCUUCCGAGCGGUUUGGCCGCUGGGAAAAAGCCGUCCAGAUGAGCAAGGGCUGGUCAAGCUAA
Colletotrichum graminicola M1.001 is the source of this 1560-nucleotide messenger RNA. Its product is annotated as glycerol kinase. Bases 1 to 1560 code for a protein of 519 amino acids. Gene Ontology annotation, cellular component: mitochondrion. Gene Ontology annotation, molecular function: glycerol kinase activity. Gene Ontology annotation, biological process: glycerol metabolic process; glycerol-3-phosphate biosynthetic process; triglyceride metabolic process. The record is from RefSeq and is a predicted model, not a curated record. The transcript has 3 exons. Lineage: Eukaryota; Fungi; Ascomycota; Sordariomycetes; Glomerellales; Glomerellaceae.